Molecule: messenger RNA, 816 nt
Organism: Dictyostelium purpureum
Lineage: Eukaryota; Evosea; Eumycetozoa; Dictyosteliales; Dictyosteliaceae
Exons: 3
Coding region: 1-816 (271 amino acids)
Biological process (GO): extracellular matrix organization
Cellular component (GO): extracellular matrix
Molecular function (GO): extracellular matrix structural constituent; carbohydrate binding
Source: RefSeq, a predicted model, not a curated record
AUGAAAUUAUUAUAUUGCUUAUUAAUCAUUUUAAAUGUUAUCUCUUUAUCCUAUGGCCAAAAUAACUGUGCUACUUUCUUAAAUGCUUUCCGUGAUGCAAAUAAGUGUUACCAAAUUAGUAUUGCUGGUGUCCAUACUCAAAGUUUAGCUCAAGAGGGAUAUAAAGGUAAUCUUAAAUUCUCCAACAAUGCUUUAAUUCCACAAGCUCCUUUAAUUAACCUCCAAACUUAUGAAACUUCAUGUAAUAAUGGUUUGGUUCAACCAUUUAAUGCCCCAGAUCAAUUCAAAAUCAGUGAUUUUAGAAUCAAUCCAGAUGGCACCCUCCGUAUCAAUACCAACACUGUUUCAUUAACAUGUAGUGGCGAUGUUGCAUCCUAUAGAUUAUCAAACUUUAAUUAUUUUGUAGCUAUAAGAGGUUAUGAUGCAUGCCCAAAAUUAUAUUAUGGUGAAGAAUGUAAUACCCCAACAGUUACUCCAACAGUUACUCCAACAGUUACUCCAACCCAAACACCAAAUGUACCAAUUAAAAUCAACUAUGAUUUAUUUGUAGAUAAUCAAUGGAAUACCAAUGGUGUUCAAUUCUACCAAUACAGGGUUCAAAUCACCAACAAUGAAAACACCGCCAUUAAAGCUAUUCAAGUUCAUUCAAAUAAUUGGAACCCAACUGAAGUUUGGAACAUGAUCAAAUUAUCUAAUGGUGAUUUAUCAUUCCCAGAAUUUGUUUCAUCCAUUCCAGUAGGUGGUACACAUUCAUUUGGUUUUGUUUCUGCUACUGUUUCACCAACCUUCUCUACUGUUUCAAUCACCAGGGUUUAA